AUGAAUAAGGCCCCCAAUGCCGAUCAUAGCGAGUCUGCCGUUCAUAAUUUCGUUGACCUGGUACUUCUUGAAGGUAGUUGCAUCCUUUCCAAGUCCGAGAGGAUCGAAGCCGAAAUUGCCUGGUUCGUUCUUGCCCUCGACAGUUUGCUUGAGGGCGUAGCAGCUGAUGCCCUCGAACACAGCGAUGAAGAGAAGGAUCUGGCUCAUGCCCCCGGUGGUGAUGAAGUAGUUGUGAGCUUCGACGGGAAGUAUGUGAGGGAAAUAGGAGUUGGGAAAAGUCCAGAGUUCUUGAACGAGCAUGCCAAGGCAGGCGAGCAUACAGAUGCGGCCGUGUUUGAUUUCGGCGGCCUGGAGGAAGCGGACAUUGAUAUAAUCCGAGAUGAGAAGGGGGUCAAACUCGAAAGAAGCGGGGAGUCCUUCGAGAUUCUUCGGCUUGAGUAA
This is a messenger RNA of Chondrus crispus (carragheen), 441 nucleotides long. RefSeq lists its product as hypothetical. The record is from RefSeq and is a predicted model, not a curated record. The transcript has a single exon. NCBI's taxonomy places the organism in Eukaryota, Rhodophyta, Florideophyceae, Gigartinales, Gigartinaceae. The coding region runs from base 1 to 441 and encodes 146 amino acids.